AAGAAGGCAAGCAUCAUUUGGCAAUCAACCCACUGGUUAUUCUCACCAAGAAACGAGAGCCUGGCUAGAUCCCGCCCAGAAAGGGGAUUAUUCCAAUCAUACAACUUUGAUCCUUACCACUUGGUAUCAGAGCCGGUGAUGGGCACCCACGCUAACCGCAUCGAAGCCCUCGAAGUGGCUGGCCAAGAAAACGACCAGAAGCUCACUGCAAUCCUCGAUCAAUUGGCUGCCUUACAACUUGCAGUGACCCAGAUAGCUCAGGAACGCACCGUCCGGACCGAUGAUCGGCGCUCCGCCGAUGGCGACGCAUCUGUCAACGGCCAGCCACGUCGCAAUCAGUUCGACGAAGAGGCGGAUCGUGAACAUCAACCACUCUUUGGAGCUAAGCUAGCUCGCCUGGAGUUUCCCACUUUCGCAGGAGAAGAUCCCACCGUCUGGUUCUCAAGGGUGGAGCAGUUCUUCGAAUUCCAGGCGAUCCCGGAGGGUCAAAAGGUGUCACUGGCAUCAUACCACCUGGAGGGCGAUGCCAAUCAAUGGUGGCAAUGGCUCCGCCGCACCUAUAGAGCGGAUGGCAUCCCAAUUACCUGGGAAAGCUUUUCAUCGGAACUGUGGGCACGAUUCGGACCCUCGGCUGCCACAGGGUUCGACGAAAUCCUAUCACACAUCAAACAGACUGGGUCGCUCAAGGAUUAUCAGACUGAGUUCGAACGACUCGGCAACCGCGUCCGAGGAUGGUCACAGCAGGCCCUGGUCGGCACCUUUUUGGGCGGAUUGAAACCCGAAAUCGCAGAGGGAAUCCGAAUCUUCAAUCCCCGCACCUUGAGGGAAGCAAUCAGCUUAGCCCGAGUGCGUGAAGAGCAACUCGCGCGCUAUCAAAGUCCACCCAGGAGCUCCUAUCGAUCACCGGCGGACUACACGACUCCGCCCCGGCCAAGAACGCGACCCACCUUCGAGCCCACCUUCGCGGCGCGACCACGGCCGGUCGAAGCACCACCGCAGCUCCGCAAUCGACCACAACCACCGCCGGGAGGACGGCGCAUACCAUAUGAGGAGAUGCAUCGGCGCCGUCAAGCGGGGCUUUGCUUCAACUGCGACGAAAAGUUCACCCCCACCCACCGAUGUGCCAAACCUCGCCUGAUGAUGUUGUUGGACGACGAAGAAGAAGAGGCGAUCGAGGUUGAAGAGGCGGAGGUUUCCUUCCACGCCAUCACGGGCCGGACUGGGGGAAAAACAAUGAGGGUUUGGGCCCAAGUAGGGCGAACUCGGCUAGUGGUGUUGAUAGACAGUGGGUCGACCCACAAUUUCAUCAACAACAAAACAGCCGAAGCUCUCCACCUUCCCGGCUCCUCCGUCGUUCCUUUUAACGUCAGAAUCGCUAACGGAGCGCCCCUGAAGUGCGACGGCCGACACGACGAUGUCAUGCUCAACAUCCAAGGCACCAAGUUUCCCGUCACUCUCUACGCCAUUCCUCUCGCCGGGUUCGACAUCGUUCUCGGGAUCCAGUGGUUGGAGACAUUGGGUACUGUUCAAAGCAAUUGGAAAACAUUAGCUAUGGAGUUUGAUUGGGCAGGCCGCCGGCGCCAAUUGCAAGGCAUCACCAAUUCUAGCCCCACAGAGGCCACCCUUAAAUGCAUAAUGAAGGAGGAAUCCAGUCUCCGCGCUCUUUGUCUUCCACCGCCAGCUGAAGACCCACUCCGACCUGUACCCCAAGACCUCCAGGACAUAUUACGCGACUUUGGCGAUCUGUUCGACGAACCAAGCCAAUUACCGCCGCGCCGCCAAAUUGAGCAUCGGAUUACCUUGAAGGAAGGCACAGAAGCAAUCAAUGUUCGACCUUACCGCUACGCGUACUUUCAAAAGGGGGAAAUCGAGGAACAGGUUAACAAGAUGCUCGCUGCCGGUCUCAUCCAACCCUCUACCAGUCCCUUCUCUUCUCCGGUAUUGUUGGUUAAGAAGAAGGACGGCACCUGGCGUUUCUGCACCGACUACAGAGCCCUCAACUCGGCGACCAUCAAAGACCGCUUCCCUAUCCCGACCGUUGAGGACAUGCUCGACGAACUUCAUGGUGCCGCCUACUUCACGAAAUUGGACCUGCGAGCCGGCUAUCACCAAGUGCGAAUGCACCCCGCCGACGUUCACAAAACUGCAUUCCGCACCCACAAUGGACAUUACGAGUAUCUAGUGAUGCCCUUCGGCCUUUGCAACGCACCAUCCACGUUCCAAGCUGUUAUGAACGAGAUUUUCCGGCCAAUGCUCCGCAAAUUUGUCUUGGUUUUCUUCGACGACAUUCUGGUGUACAGCCCCGACAUGGAGAGUCAUCAAGAUCAUGUUCGCAAGGUUCUCCUCACCCUACGGCAUCACAAGUUCUUCGUCAAAUUCUCCAAAUGUGCUUUUGGCCUCCAAGAGAUCGAGUACCUCGGCCACAUCAUCACAAACCGGGGCGUCAAGGUCGAUCCUAGCAAAAUCCAGGCCAUGCUCGACUGGCCCAGACCAACCACCGUCACCGAGCUUCGAGGGUUCCUGGGACUUACCGGCUACUACCGCAAGUUCGUCCGGGAUUACGGCUCUAUUGCACGAGCCCUUACCAAUCUCCUAAAGAAAGGGCAGUUCGACUGGUCACCGGCAGCAGAAGAGGCGUUCCACAAGUUGAAAACGGCCAUGUCCUCAACGCCUGUUCUUGCCAUGCCCAACUUCAACGCCCCUUUCAUCAUCGAAACGGAUGCCUCCGAUGACGGGAUCGGCGCAGUUCUGAUGCAGAACGAGAGGCCCAUUGCUUACAUGAGCCGGGCUUUGGGCAAGGCCAAGCAAGCCCUCUCGACUUAUGCCAAGGAAAUGCUAGCGAUCGUCACCGCUAUUCAGACUUGGCGGCCCUAUAUUUUGGGCCGAAGAUUCAUCAUCCGGACCGACCAGAGCAGUCUCAAGCACCUCUUGGGCCAGCGGAUUACGACGCCCGAGCAGCAACGUUGGGUUUCCAAGUUAGUUGGUUUUGAUUAUGAAAUCACCUACAAACCAGGGAGGGAUAAUCAAGCAGCCGAUUCUCUUAGUCGGCGGCCACCUACCGCAGCGCUGUUUGCGGUGUCCAUCCCUCACACGACUCUUUGGGAGGAAUUGAAAAAUACGGCUCUUACUCACCCAUAUAUGCAACAGAUCACUGCCCGUGCAAGGUCGGCAACUCCGGGUCCCUAUUCCAUCCGCAACGACAUGGUUCUUUACCGUCGGCGCGUCGUCAUUCCUCCCAACUCUCCCCUGGUGCAGCAGCUGAUGCGAGAAUUCCAUUCUACCCCUGCUGGCGGCCAUUCGGGCAUACUCCGAACUCAGAAAAGGCUGGCUGCCCAAUUUUACUGGCCGGGGAUGCUCAAAGACGUCCAGAGUUUCGUCAACGCCUGUGAUGUCUGCAACCGAGCCAAGGCUCAAACUCUCACCCCGGCAGGAUUACUCCAACCUCUGCCGAUCCCAACCCAGGUAUGGGAGGAUAUUUCUAUGGAUUUCGUUGACGGUUUGCCUAGUUCAGGGGGAAAGUCCGUGAUAUUGGUUGUCGUCGACCGCUUGACAAAAUAUGCUCACUUCCUCGCCUUGUCACACCCCUACACUGCUCGCACGGUGGUUGACCACUUUGUGACGGGAAUCGUCCGACUGCACGGCCCUCCUCGUUCCAUCGUCAGCGACCGGGACCGGGUUUUCAUGAGCCACUUCUGGCAAGAGUUGCACCGCCAAUCGGGCACUACCCUUCUGAUGUCCUCGUCCUACCAUCCGCAGACCGACGGCCAAACGGAGGUCGUGAAUCGCUGUGUGGAACAAUAUCUUCGAUGUUUUACGCACCAGCAACCCAAGCGUUGGCUACUCUCUCUUCCCUGGGCGGAGUAUUGGUACAAUACUUCCUUCCACAGCUCUGCGGGUAUGACCCCUUUCCAAGCCCUGUAUGGUCGCCAGCCUCCCGCCAUUCCCUCGUAUCGGCCCGGCGCAACCGCUGUACAUGAGGCGGACCAGACAUUAUUGGACCGCAAUGCGCUCCUCAAUGAACUGAAGACCAAUCUGUCAGUAGCGCAGCAUCGCAUGAAGCAGAACGCGGACUUACGGCGCCGCGAAGUCCAAUUCGCGAUCGGCGAUUGGGUCUACCUGAAAUUGCAGCCUUAUCGGCAGCAUACUGUGUUUCGUCGGGCGUCUCAGAAGCUUGCCUAUCGUUACUAUGGGCCUUAUCUCGUCACCGAGUGUAUUGUCCCCGUCGCAUACCGUCUUGGUUUACCCCCUGGCAGCCGAGUUCACCCAGUUUUUCAUGUGUCUCUGCUGCGUCCCUGUCCGACUCCACCUGCUGCUGCUACCUCGGAAAUUCCCCCAAUUGCUGAUGAUGGCGCGCUUCUACUUCAACCCACGGCCAUCUUGGACACACGUUACACCCGGCGCGGAUCCCGCCUUGUCAAAGAAGUCCUCGUCCAGUGGCAGUCUCUUUCUCCCGACGAUGCUACUUGGGAGUCCGCGACGACGUUCUACGAUCGUUUCGUCCAGCUCGACAUUGAGGACAAUGUCGUUUCUUCUGCGGCGGGCAAUGAUGAGACUAUUCCUCUCACUCGUCAUUCAACACGAGUAGUCCAGCCCAAUAGAAGGUAUCGAGAUUAUGUGGGGUAAUUGGGCCGAAGGAAUGUUAGCCGCUUGCCUUGUAGGAUGAGUCUAGUUGGUCUUGCUGAUUGUGCAGCAGGAUUAACAUUAGAAAAAUGAAUCAAGAGUUGUUAGAGUCUUAGCUGUUCGGGUCCUUUCAAUUAGCAUAAUAAGGUGGAGUAGGAGUAGCAGCUGUUAGUUGCAGUAGGAAGUGGUUCCACAUAGUUAGGAAGAGUCAGUUGUUUCCUUUAUAUAUUUAAGCAAUGAUCAAAUGAAUAAGAAGGCAAGCAUCAUUUGGCAAUCAACCCACUGGUUAUUCUCACCAAGAAACGAGAGCCUGGCUAGAUCCCGCCCAGAAAGGGGAUUAUUCCAAUCAUACAACUUUGAUCCUUACCAGGCACUCUACCCCUAACAAAAGAAAGAAGUUGUUUUUUUUUACAAUGAGAAUUUGGAUAACUUAACCACCCAUCAAAAUAAAUAUAAAUUGAUGAGACAUGAGUAAAUGUGCAUCAAAUUUGACAUUAUGCAGGAAAAAAUUACAAAGUGGCUGCUGUAGAAAUACGAAAAAGUUUGAAUGAAGGGUAUAGCUCGAAGAUCACAGCUUUUACUUGAGAAUAUCUCUUGAAAGAUUUCAUCUUUUCUCCUAGAACAUGCAUCUUCAUAUUUCCUGGAACUCCUUUGCUCCAAGUAUACUUACACUGCAUUUCUGAUAUUGAAUAAGUCCAUAAAGAGUAUUCAGGCCUAAUUUAUGUCCUGGAAUUUUCGUAGAGAUGUCAGUAGACGUCCUUGGCACAAUACACAAGGAUAAAGUUUAAGAUAGUUGCAAUGACAUUGAAUUAUGACAUGACCAUGCAAGUGAGGAAGUAGUACAGAGAGCUUUCACACAUGCAAGUGAGGAUAAAAUAAUUAUACUAGGGGUUAAGGAACACUUGAUUUAAUUAUACUAGGUGUCAUAUUUGCUUAUCAUUAUCAUAACCGUAGUAUAAUUAAGGAGACAGGCCUUGAGUCUAUUGGGCUUCACCCGCAUAAUCUCUAAGGUUCGGCUCCCCGGCGCAUCAUUUUAACGGGCCUAUUUUGUUGGAUUUUCCCGGCCUAAUAUAUUGUGUGGCGGCCCAAAUAAAAAACCCCGUCA
Molecule: messenger RNA, 5725 nt
Organism: Linum trigynum
Lineage: Eukaryota; Viridiplantae; Streptophyta; Magnoliopsida; Malpighiales; Linaceae
Source: the annotation of a GenBank genome assembly